AUGGACCCAUCUGCAUUUGACGAACAUUACGAAAAUAAAAAUCAAUUCUACACUACGUCGAUUUCAACUAAUUUAAAUAUGAAUUCAAUUUGUCUGGAUAAUAUUUUCCUGAACUACAAAGAACUUAUCAUUCAAACAUUGAAUAUUGAUUGCUAUUGCUUUGGAUCGGAUCCACUAACGCAUAAAAAAAUAAGAGAAGAGCAAACGAAGAAUGAUAUGCCUGAACAAAUAUCGUCAAGUCAAUCGGUAACAUCAUCACCAUCCAGUGACUCUCCAAAGAGUCUUAAUGAAUCAUGCGAAGAACAAUCUAAGUCAUCGACAGAACUCGAAUCGUGA
Molecule: messenger RNA, 336 nt
Organism: Adineta ricciae
Lineage: Eukaryota; Metazoa; Rotifera; Eurotatoria; Adinetida; Adinetidae
Source: the annotation of a GenBank genome assembly